UGUUGGUGAUUUCUACUACACAGAGUAUAAAGUGGAUAAAUUGAUUAUAUGUGGUAAAGAUUUGAAAAAAUUACAGCAACAUUUGAUCGAUAAACUAGUGUGUGAAACUUUGGAAGCGAAAUCUGUUGUAUUAGAAAAGUCUGUGGAUUUCUUCGUUACUACCCACUUGAAUAAUUGGAAUGAAAUAGAAGAGUUUCAAAUAAAACCACUGGAAUUGCUUCAACAGGGUGGAGAGGAGACAUUGGAACAUCUGUGUGACCUUUUAGCAAAUUGUAAUGAUAGGAAACAGGACGAGAAUAUAUUGACGGCUAUGAUCGCCAAACUAAAACAGUUUCCAAAUUAUGGAGCGUAAGUUACUUUACUAAAUAAAUAUUCAAUUUCAUAAUGGCAAUGGGAUAAUGGCAAGCUACUUAAAUGCCAAUGGCUUUCAACUACUAAGUCAUUACUGUAUUUAUUAUGCCGCUUGGCUACCCAAUUCAUGUUUAAAAGAAAUCGUUAAUGAAUUAUUGCGCAUAAACAAGGAAAUAUCGGAACAAAACCCUCAAUAUAGAAGCAACUCCGAGCAGCACAGGACUAAAUUUUUCAUUGCUUUCGCUUUGAUGACUUUAAGGAAACAAUAUACAGACAUUCUAUGGUCGGCAUUAUUUUCUUCAACUGAUCAGUUGAAUAUUAUAUUAAUGUACGAAAUAAUAGUGGCUAAGAGCAUAUCCCACCCAGAUGGUCUUCUGGAGCGUUUGCAGUCUAUAGCCAGUCUGGAGACAGACCAUCAAAUGUCUCUACUGUCGGUUACAAAUAUUUUCAUCCACCUCAAAUGGAGUUCACUUAAAGAAGAUCAAAUUCAAAACAUUAUUAACUCGCUGCUGCCUCUAACUGUAGAAGCAGUUUUACAAGUUGGCCAAUUUGCUAAUUUAAUUGUUAAUGAAAUAAUAAAAAAGUCGAAGGAUGAAGGAUUAAAAAUUCCAAUGGUUAAUACAUUGCCUUCAAAAACUGGUGUUGAUUUCGCAAAGUUAUUGGUUGGAACUCAAUUAGAAGUUCGUCUUGUAUUACCUGAGCUAGACUUGGUCACAGUGGUAUGUUUUUGGACAUGGUAUAUGUCCAAUGUUAAACCACCAUAUUUGUCCGAUGACAAAUUAUUACAAGCCAAACAGAUUCGAAAAGCUAUUAAAUUGUCAUCAAUUGAAAUUCAACCGAUUAAAUGAAACGAUUUUGACUUCAAAAAUUGACAUAUAUCCAAAAUCAGACCUAGAUUCGCCCAAUAUCUCAGCCAAUAACGCAGAUCUCAUUGUGGCAGCUGUUCUUAUGGACGAAAUGACCAAUCUGAACGAUCUAUUGCAAACUUGCCGAGCACUUGGCGUUCGCUCACUUAUAGUGAGCGAUUCUUCGAAUUUAAGUGAGAGCUCUGAGGAUACUUUACACAUAGUUAAGCUUAAACCAGAAUUACUAAACAAGUAUUUACGUGAGAAAAAGUUGGAGAAUUAUAAUAUCGUUGCCACCCAAAAUACAGCAACCAAUAAUAAUUUAAUUGAAUAUCGUUUCGCAAAGCAAACUGUUUUGCUAUUCAGUAACCAGCAACGCGACAUUCCGGAGAACCUGAAGCCUUUACUGGAUAAUACAAUUGAAAUACCACAUAAUGACUUUCAGCAUGCUCAGCACUUGCUGAUUUUUAAGUUUUUCAAACAAUAUUACUAAUCAGCAGUUUCAAUUCGCAAGACACCACAGAAGGUCAACAUUUUCUUAAUUUAACUUUAAUUUUCUUAGUUUAAUAGUCUUAAGCAUACCGAUCCGGCUUAUCAGACACU
Molecule: messenger RNA, 1799 nt
Organism: Drosophila willistoni
Lineage: Eukaryota; Metazoa; Arthropoda; Insecta; Diptera; Drosophilidae
Exons: 4
Coding region: 1099-1689 (196 amino acids)
Biological process (GO): tRNA methylation
Molecular function (GO): tRNA (guanine) methyltransferase activity; RNA binding
Source: RefSeq, a predicted model, not a curated record